AUGGAGCGUCACGACUACUUCCUGCUGGUGACGACGGCGACCUGCGCAGCGCUGGCCGUCGCGUCGUUCCUGAUCUUGAUCGUUCCCUCCCCGCACUACGUCAUCCCGGUGGAACUCUUUCAGUUCAUGGUGGCGUCGACCGGGGCGCAGAUGAUGUGGUGCCUCAUGGCGAUACCCGUCCACAUCUGCAUCCUCCUUGGGUGGACGGCGCCGCAGGAGCUUUUCUCAUACAAGUCAGUGGUGAUACACUGGAUCUUGACGGCUGAGUCUCUGGUCUGGGCCUCAGUCGGGGUGGGUCUCGUCCACAGCCAGCACUUCGCUCGCAGCUCCUGCGCUGGCUUGUCGGGGGCCGUCUGCCGGACCAGGUGGGAGCUAUCCUCGUGGCUUGCCCUGGUCAUGGCGGCCCUCAGCAUCGUCGACGCCCUGGUUCUCCGUUGGGCCACAAGCCACACGCAUGGCGCUGCCCAAGCCUGUUCAGUUUAAGGCUUUGUAGACAACCGUAUCCAUGCUUGCUGCAAGCUUUUCAUUCUUCGUGCGUGGAGGCUGGAGAGUAUACACCUUCAUGUGUUUGGUUGAUGGUGUUGUGGGUCGUGUGGCAGCCUAUAGCUAGCCAGAUGUGAACCUUUGAUGUGUUCGGAUGGACUUCUAGAUUUCCUGCCUGAUCCAGAUUUCACCCCAGUAUAUAUGCUCAUGUGCUGAUGGACUUCUAGAUUA
This is a messenger RNA of Lolium perenne, 714 nucleotides long. RefSeq lists its product as uncharacterized. NCBI's taxonomy places the organism in Eukaryota, Viridiplantae, Streptophyta, Magnoliopsida, Poales, Poaceae. The record is from RefSeq and is a predicted model, not a curated record.